Messenger RNA from Pezoporus flaviventris, 3709 nucleotides. RefSeq names its product calpastatin (gene CAST). The record is from RefSeq and is a predicted model, not a curated record. NCBI's taxonomy places the organism in Eukaryota, Metazoa, Chordata, Aves, Psittaciformes, Psittacidae. Gene Ontology annotation, molecular function: calcium-dependent cysteine-type endopeptidase inhibitor activity. Bases 151 to 2460 code for a protein of 769 amino acids. Gene Ontology annotation, cellular component: cytoplasm. The transcript is spliced from 30 exons.
GAAGGGGAGGAUCCGCCACCGCCCCAGAAAGCUGUGCCACUGGUACCGCCGCGCCCCUAGAUCGGUCGCUUCCCCUUGCUUCGCCGGCCGACCCUAGCUUCUCCGUGGCCCAGAGCCGCACCGGGGCAGGCGGAAGGGAGUCCCUCCACUAUGUCUCAGCCCGGGACGGGGAGGCAGCCGCCCCCCGCCGCGCAUGGUGACAACAAGGCAAGUGGAACUUCUUCCAAAUCAGGAGAGAAAGAAGCAGGUGUAGCAGAGAAGAAACCAGCAAGUGCUAGUGUUAGCCAACCCCUCAAAACACAGACAAUUGAAGCACCUUCUGCUGUUAAGAAGCAGUCCCCUACUGUGGAUGCAUCAAAACCCCAAACCAUGAAGCCAUCUGAAACAAAGCCUGCACCAACAACCAUAACAGAGUCUGGAAAAAGCACGCAGUCAACCAAGCCAACAGACUCUCAAAAUAAACAGCUGUCUGAAGAGAGGCAAAAGGAACCCAAUGGUGCAAAAAGCCAAACUUCCCCUUCUCUGACAACAAAUAAUGCAGAAAAAGUAACUACAGCUCAAGCUGGCCAGCCUCCACAAGCAAUCUCCAUAGAGACAGCAAAGCCCAAGUCUGAGAAAAUGUCCACAGAGGCUCCUGCAGCCAGUGCAGCUGCAGCUGGUGCAAGCGUAGUUCCUGUGGCUGAUAAGUCAAGCAGCGAGGCUGGAAUGGAUGAGUCAGCACUAGAUAGCCUAAUAGAUACCCUGGGUGGACCUGAGGAAGUUGUGCCUACUAGUCCUGUUUACACUGGUCCAGAAGUUACGGAAGAUAUAUCUUCAAGAUACCUGGAAGAGCUGGGUAAACGAGAAGGUAGUCUCCCUCCAGAGUAUGUUAAAUUGUUGAAGAGCAAAGGGGGUGGCAAAGAUGGAUUCCCACCAAAAGCAGAUGAACGAGGGGAAAAACCAAUGACAGAUGAUGAGCUUGCAGAGGCCUUGUCAUCAGACUUCACCUGUAGUACUGCUUCUGCUGAAGAAAAGACAAGUCUGACAGAGAAACCAAGUAAGGAAGGAGAAAUUGUACAAGCACAAGCAGUAAGAUCAGUAAACACCUCAGUUCCUCCUAAGGAGAAGAAAACAAAAUCAAAAGAGAAAAUUAAAGGUGUUGUAAUGGAAGUUCUUGGUACUCUUGGUGGACCUGAACCUGAACCUGAAGAUCAUACCCCUGUUGUAGAGGUGGCAGAGGCUAAAGCUAAGGAGAAAAAGGAAGAAAAGGCUGGAGAACUUGAUGAUAUGGUACCUCCAGAGUACAGGUUAACACUGAAGUUGGAUAAAGAUGGAAAACCAGCACUGCCAAAGCCUGAGGAAAAACCUAAGCCUUUGAGUGAAUCUGAUCUUAUUGAUGAAUUUUCAAAAGACUUUGUGUGCUCUGCCCAGCCUGCAGUACAGUCCAAACCAUCAAAUCCCAGGAGCAUGUCCAAAACGCCUUCAGAUUCUGUGGCUGCAAAAAUUACUGAGGAUGAAGCAGUCCCUUGUGCCACAGCUUGCACUCUGCAGUCUUCAGCUGCAACAGCUGUGUCUUCACAGGUUGGCCAAGUGGCAGAUGAAACACUGGAAGCCUUAUCCAGUACCCUAGGAAAGAUGGAGCCUGAUCCAGAUCAAAAGAAGCCUGCUGUGGACAAAAUUAAGGAGAAAACCAAACAGGAGCAACACAAAAAACUGGGUGAAGAUGAAGAAACAAUUCCUCCAGAGUACAGAUUAACAGAAGCAAAAGAUAAAGAAGGAAAACCACUCUUACCAAAACCAGAAGAAAAGUCCCAGCCUAUGAGUGAAAAUGAUCUUUUAGAGGGUUUGUCAGAAGGAUUUUCCUAUUCUCCAUCUCCAUCUGCACCACUACCUACACAAACUGUAAUAAAGAAAACCAAGAAGGUCAAAAAUUCUGCAGGUUCUUCCGACAUUGUCUCUGCUGCUACAGUUUCUUUAGUGCGCUCAGCAGCUCCUCUAGCUUCUACCUCUGGAGGGAAAGAGAUGGAUGAAGCCUUGGAUCUCCUGUCUGAUUCCCUGGGACAGAGGGAACCUGUCCCUGAUGAGAACAAACUGGUUGUGGACAAAGUAAAGGAAAAGGCUAAAUCUGAACACAGAGACAAACUUGGAGAAAGAGAUGAUACCAUCCCACCUGAUUAUCAGGAACUUCUGGAGUCAGGUGAGCAGGUAAGGAAAAUAAAGCAAACAGCAAAGGGCAGUGUGAAACACAGAGAACCAGAGAAGCGAGUGGAUGACUCUGCAGCUAUCGAUGCCCUAUCAGGUGACUUUGAUACUAGUGCAAGGGCUCCUGACACACCACAGAACUCAAAGUGUAGGACAGAAGUGGAAAGGAAACCACUAAGCCAACCCCGCAGGCUAAAGGAAAACCCAAAGACCCUAAAACGGCAAAAGGACAGCCCUCCAGCAGCAAAUCUGAGAAGCAGAAAACAAGCUAAACAUUAACAUUAAAGCUAACGUUAACAUUAUUGGGCUCUUGGUGCAUCACAUAAAACACCUUCUUUCUCUUGGUGGAUAAUAAUUCCUGAAGAACAAAAGCUCAUGCAAAAAACGCAUGGUUGUGCUGGGUGGUCUUUGUAUGGUGAAACUUGCUGGUCUUUUUCCAUAUUUUCUUUUUUUCCCAGUAGUGGACUAAGUUGUAUUAGGUUUGGGGUUUAUUGGGGUUUUUUGCCCCACUUCAGCCAUUAAUUUUAUUACACUCAUAUACUUAGACAUUUUUGUAAUUUUCUUCAGUUUUCAGAGGGAAAGGAUGCUUUAUAUUUGCAAGAAAUACUAUAUUUUACAAUAGCAAUGCCAAAGAAAAAAAAACUGCAGACUUUUGCACAUAAUCUCCACAUAGUGCCUGUAAAUCUCAGAAGAAUUUGUAUAUGUUAGCAUUUUUAACAUUGCAGUGAAUGCAUUAAGUAUUCUGGAAUAUAUUGAGCUUUAGUUAUCCUCAGCCUGGCUGUGCAUUCUUUCUGCAAGCCAGUUCCUGGUAGACUGUAAGUAAGGUGUGGUAGCUAAAGACUGAAAAACUGGGGAUUAACUGCUUCAUCAAGCACAUGUAGUAGUAAGUAUUUUGGAUGAUGCCUUAAUUGUAGUUAAAACAAGAAAAACACACCAGAUACAAAUUCUAAGUUUCUACUUCCAGUGGUAUCUGUACUGUUAUUUUGUAAUUUCAGGAGUCUCCUGGACUGAACAAAUACAAAUCCUAGUGUAAUAAUGCCACAAUUACCAUCACAGCAAAGGAAAUAAAGGUACACAAGCAUUAGCAGAGAAGUUCAGGUCAACAGGCAUACUCCUUUUUAUUUUAAUAUUUUAUUUUAAUUUGCACUGUUUCUAGUCCUCGCCUCUGUUCCUCAGGCUCCAGCAGGGAAUGUAGGGCAGUUGUUUGUGCUUCAAGGAACAUCAUGUUCACCUGCUCUGCAAUGAACAGGCGCAAGUGCCUUUUGCAAGCCUGUUGCAGACCGGGCUCUCGCACAGAGGUGGCCAGGUGCCUCCAUGUGGUUUAUUCUCUCCUCAUGUGUGUACUGCUUCUCAAUGUGCUUGAAGAGGAAGGCCAUGCCAAUGUUCCAUACCAAAAUCUGACUCUGGUAUGUAGCACUGCAGACAGAGACAGCCCGGAGAUUUAAAUAGGGGAUAUUUAGACUUUUGACUGUACUUCACAGUCUGUACUAAGAACCUGUGUCACACUAAUAAAGUUUUUAAGAAUGCA